UUUCUCCAGAACCCGAGAUUCUCGGGUGCCCACUGAGUCGGGUGUCCAGCCGGCUCCCAUCGAGUUUGGCCCAUCAGUCCCGCGCGCAGCUCGCGUCCUGCAGACCCAAGGUUGCAACCCAAGGUUGGGGGACUGAGUUCCCCUGAGGUCUGCAGCACAGUUCCCGCCCGUUGCUUGCGGAGAUGCCUGGGAAGAAGGCGCGUAAAAACGCGCAGCCGAUCCCGACGCGGGCCCUGGCAGAGCUUGAAGUGGAGUGUGCCAUGCAACUCAGAAGAAUUGGAGACAAACUGAGUUUCCGGCAGAAACUUCUGAAUCUAAUAUCCAAGCUCUUCCGCUCAGGAACCUGACUGCUGCUGAAGCCUUCUGAUGAGGAGACUCCUUUAAAAUGAGAUUCCCCAGCAGGUGCAUAUUUCAGCAGUUAGAGGAGAGACUGCCUUAUAAUGGAGAAGAAUGGGAAGGAGCUCUCACUUGCCCUUGGAAAUGAAGAUGGGAUACAUCACAAUGAAUUUCUACUAGAGGUUUCCCAGAAGUCAUUCUUUGGGAAUGUAAGAACAUUAUCAAACCACAUUGUUUAUUUUAAAGCAAAAAUUGAAGAGCUUUGAGAAUACAGAAAGAAUUGUUUAUACGUUUUGUUUUUGCUUAGAGAAUUGUUCUAGUAUUUUUGCUGGAGGUUGCUGCCCAGUGUAGUGGGAGAGGAAUUGACAAAAUGAUGAGAAUGUGGACAGGGUCCAAGAAAUAGAAUAUGUUCAGUGUUUAUUUCUACUUGGAGAUGACAACCCUAGAACAAUGUGUAAUGUCUGGUUUAUAUAUAUAUUAUCUAGUUAAAAGUAAAAAUUUUAUUCUGAGAACACUGAAUGUCAUAAUGAAUGUUGAUUUCAUAGGCCACUACAAAAUAGAAAAUAAUUUCCAUAAUUUGUUUCUUUUGACUUUAAUAUGUAUUACUGCUGUUCAGGUGAACUUCCAGUAAAUGUGCCCCUGUGAGCCUUAACUAAAAAGUAUGUAAUUUGAAAAAAUUUGAUAGAAGUUAUAAGAGUAUUUCUUGGUGCCAGAAACAUUCUUGUGGGUUGAAUAUUAAAAUAUAAAGAGCGUGGGGAAUUUACAUAACCAGGAAUAAUAAUUUUUAAAAAAGCGAAUUCAACUUCUUACUGCUGUAGUUAAAACUUAGUAAAACAAAUAUUGUAAAGUAACUAUAAGAAAAUGAAUGUAUCUAGUUUCUAAAAUCUCAAGUUCCCUUUCUCCUAUUAGUCGGUGUGUAUCCUAGGAAUAUUGAUCUUUUAAGAGAAAUUAAGCAUGUUUUCAUGUUUGGGAUGUACUUUAAAAAAAAAGGGUGGGGGAAACAGAUUGCUCAUCCAGAAUGAAAAUCCCAUUUAUAUACAUGAAUAUAAAUUUUGCAUUAGAAUAAUAUGUAGAUUCUGAGAAGGAUUUCAUGCAUUUUUUUUUGUUUUAAUUAAAAGGCUACACUAUCAACAAAGUCCCCAAAUAUAUAUUAAAAAAAGUGAUGAUUGGGGCCGGCCGAGUGGCACGAUGGUUAAGAGCUGGCUUGGGACGCCA
This is a messenger RNA of Hipposideros armiger (great roundleaf bat), 1551 nucleotides long. RefSeq names its product phorbol-12-myristate-13-acetate-induced protein 1 (gene PMAIP1). Gene Ontology annotation, cellular component: mitochondrion. The transcript is spliced from 2 exons. The record is from RefSeq and is a predicted model, not a curated record. The coding region runs from base 183 to 347 and encodes 54 amino acids. NCBI's taxonomy places the organism in Eukaryota, Metazoa, Chordata, Mammalia, Chiroptera, Hipposideridae. Gene Ontology annotation, biological process: release of cytochrome c from mitochondria; apoptotic process; DNA damage response.